Nematolebias whitei (Rio pearlfish) is the source of this 2059-nucleotide messenger RNA. Its product is annotated as glucosamine-6-phosphate isomerase 2. Gene Ontology annotation, cellular component: cytoplasm. The record is from RefSeq and is a predicted model, not a curated record. NCBI's taxonomy places the organism in Eukaryota, Metazoa, Chordata, Actinopteri, Cyprinodontiformes, Rivulidae. The transcript has 6 exons. Gene Ontology annotation, molecular function: identical protein binding; glucosamine-6-phosphate deaminase activity. The coding region runs from base 204 to 1031 and encodes 275 amino acids. Gene Ontology annotation, biological process: N-acetylglucosamine catabolic process; D-glucosamine catabolic process; carbohydrate metabolic process.
GAAAAGCAAACUAUUUACAGAGUUCCCGUUUGAGAAAACAUAUUUUUUGUUCGGAGCUAGUGUUGUUAAUAGCAAAAGAGCUGUUUUAGAUGAACUGCAGAAUAAAUUAAAAUAUUACUCGACGUUACAGAGCAGCUCGUGCUAACGUUAGCUCAAAAUUCAGUUUUUCUCGUCACUUUUUAAAUAAGAGUUUAAUUAGCACAAUGAGGCUGGUGAUUCUGGACGACUAUGACCUGGCCAGUGAAUGGGCAGCUAAAUACAUCCGGAACCGGAUAAUCCAGUUCAAUCCGUCCGCAGAAAAAUACUUUACUCUGGGUUUACCAACAGGCAGCACUCCGUACGGCUGUUACCGGAAGUUAAUAGAGUUUUACAAAAGUGGAGAUCUGUCUUUUAAAUAUGUGAAAACCUUCAACAUGGAUGAAUAUGUUGGUUUGCCUCGUGCUCAUCCAGAGAGCUAUCACUCCUACAUGUGGAACAAUUUCUUCAAACACAUCGACAUCGAUCCAGCCAACGCCCACAUCCUGGAUGGAAACGCUGAGGACCUGGAGGCUGAGUGUCAGGUGUUUGAGCAGAAGAUCACAGAGGCCGGAGGAAUCGAUCUGUUUGUUGGAGGCAUUGGUCCUGAUGGUCACAUAGCGUUCAAUGAGCCCGGUUCCAGCCUCGUUUCAAGAACCAGAGUGAAAACGUUGGCAAAGGACACAAUUCUGGCGAAUGCUCGUUUCUUUGGCCACGAUCUCUCCAAGGUUCCCACCAUGGCUCUGACUGUGGGGGUGGGGACUGUCAUGGACGCCAAGGAGGUGAUGAUUCUGAUCACAGGGGCUCACAAAGCCUUCGCUCUGUACAAAGCCAUCGAGGAGGGCGUUAACCACAUGUGGACGGUGUCUGCCUUCCAGCAGCACCCCCGCACCAUUUUCGUCUGUGACGAGGACGCCACGCUGGAGCUGCGGGUCAAAACUGUCAAAUACUUCAAAGGGUUGAUGCACGUCCAUAAUAAGCUUGUGGACCCGGUGCUCAGCAUGAAGAACCAGUGAAAGAAAGAAAACGGAAGAGGCUGCAGGAUUCAUCUGAGGAGCCAGAGUUUGACUUGCUGUUACUUUUGGUUUUUAUCUGCCUUCAUUGUUGCCAUCAGGCCGUUGCAGAUCAUUACCGAGAGCUCGCUGCUCACGUUUGUGUUCGAACUGUUCCAAUGAAACUAGUUAUUUCUUUUACGGCUCUGUGUUUAGGAUUUGAAGAGAUGUGAGAGUAAAGAUGAAAAUGGUUCAGAUCCAGACUUCCUGAAGGUCUUUUAAAGGUCCGACACAAGGACUGAAACUGAUGGGGGAUAAAAGCCGCCAGCGUCCAAACGAGUUUUAAAAGUUCUUCAGAAAGCCUGGAGGACCACUGAUCCAAAUCACUUUAACAAUAACAAAAAGUCUGUGCUCAGGAGGAAAAUAUAACAAAAUAAGGAUUAGAAUUCAGUUUUAAGUUAGAUUUAUCUUCAAUGUAUUGAUGCUCUGAAGGAAAAAGGGACUGCUGUUUAUUCUUGGAUCUAUUGAAAUAGGAACUGGUUUAAAAUUAUUUUCUUCGACGUUUGGUCUUUGUGAUUUUUUUUGUCAGAUGAAUGAUGUUUCUUUGCUCACUUCUACCUUUUUGUGCACUUCCCAACUAUUAGGAAAAAAAAAAGUUGAAAUAAAAGACUCCCAAGAAAUGAGAUACAAUUGAAAAGCUUUAAUUCAGGCUAGAAAGAGAAAUCCAAACCGAGUCCAACAGUGGUUUCAUCUAAAUGCAUUUUACAGACUGAGUUGGUUCUUGAUGAUAAUUCCUCUUUUUUUCUCAUGUGAAUCUGCUCCUUACAGUCUUGAGAAAAAGCAGAACGUUUGUGUUAAAAGAUAAAAACGACCUGAAUCAUGAGAAUCGCUCAGCUGUUUAUCACCAGCACUCCUCCUUCGCUGGAUUUCUAACAUGUUUGCACAUUUUUCCAACAUGAUUAGUACUUUGUUGGUUUUUGUUACAUUCCCUCCCUGCUUUGUUUCAUUUAUGAGCCCUAAGAUGUUUUAUUUUGCACAUACAUGCACUGUAA